This is a messenger RNA of Auanema sp. JU1783, 606 nucleotides long. The record is from the annotation of a GenBank genome assembly. NCBI's taxonomy places the organism in Eukaryota, Metazoa, Nematoda, Chromadorea, Rhabditida, Rhabditidae.
UUGUUGAAAACCGCUUCAACCUCUUCUACCCCUGGGUUCCCCAAACACUUCUCAGAUGUUGCAGAUUCGAAAAAUACUCAAAACAAUGGCCAGUCACGACAAGAGAAAGCUAAAGUUCGACGAGCGUAUGCCUUAGGAGGUUGUCUGCUCUUCAUUUGGCUAUCCACCCAUGGCAUUCUCCUUUACAGGCGUAGGAAUGAAUACAGAAAUUUGAACGAAAAACUACCUGCUAUUCCAUUUGCUGAUUUCAUGGACAACUACCUUUCCAAGGGUUUGGUGAAAACAGUCGUUUUUCAACCUCAGUUCAACGUUGCAAAUGUAUAUUUGUUCAGUAAUGAAGAACAACAGAUGAAGAACGUGGUUGUUUCAAUGUUUCGUGCUGCUCCUGAUAAAUUUUCUCGACCUCCUGAUGUGAGAUUCAUUUUUGAAGGAGAUGACAAACAGCUUGAAAACGUUAUUUCUAAUGUACAAAAAGAGGCUAUGGAAGCAGGAGUGGAACUCUCAUCAGUUGAGUACUCCGUUGAUCAGUUCCCAAGUUAUAGAGAGCUUUCUUUCAUAAUUGCAAGCACCUUGUUCACCCUAGCCGCAGUAACGCUGAUGAAAUAG